AUGAGCGGAAAGAGGCUCAGCAAGCGUCAAUUGCGCGAGCAACAGGAACUCCAAGAGCUUGCUCAACUACCGGUCCCCACAUCGUCCUCCUCAGCCAAGAAGACACCCUUCCAGCAACUUGCUGAGCCCUCUGAUGAUGAGGAUAGCGCACAAGAAGAGGAGAAGCAGGCGGCAACAGUGAUCAGCAGCAAGACUCCCACUGCUUCUUCUAUCUUUGCUGCUCUGGGCGACGAGAAUCAUGACUCAGAUGAGAACCAAGAUGAGGAGGAUCAGGAUCAGCACAUCUCGACACAGCAGGCAACCAAGAGCAAAAAGAAGAACAACAACAAGAAAAAGAAGUCCGCCGCCGUUGCGACCACUGGGGGUGAUGCUGAGAAAGAUGCCGAGGCUACGCCAGCACCGUCCAAGUCAAGCAACAAGAAGUCAUCCUCUUCGAAGAAGUCCUCCGCUGCUCCUCCAGCGCAAACGAAAGACGUCUCCGAAAUGUCUAUUGACGAGUUUGACGCUCUGCUUGCCUCACAAGCAACCCUCAAUACAACCGAUGCCUCGAGUGGCACUCGCGCUGGCUCCUCCUCAGCACCCUCCGCCUUCUACCGAGUCUCAGCAUUCCGCACCCAUCUCAGCUUGGACCCACGCAAUCUCGACCCCGCCAUCGAACUCCGUCGCCAGUUCGGAUCCGCAGCCAUCAAAGCGUACCAAUCCGAAGCAGCCUCUUCUUCCGGCUCUCAUGCUUCAGGAGCACGCGCACGAGCACAAGCCAACAAUCCCAAUCUCAAACUCCGCUCCCUCCUAUGCACACCAAAAGACUACUGGCCACCCAUCAACCGCAGCUUUACUGGCAUGAGCAUGGACGUUCACGACCUUCCCUCCAUCGGCAAGAUCUGCGAAUGGAAGCACAGCAAAGCAUACCGCCAAGUCCAGGUGCAGUUCUUGCAAGCUGUCCGCUCCUACGAUCCCAACUCACUGAUGGCUUUGCUCCGCAUUUACCCUUACCACAUCGACACGCUUCUGCAGCUCAGCGAGUACUCUCGUCAUCAGGGAGAUCUGGGUCAGGCAGCAGACUUUAACGACCGCGCCCUGUUUGCACUGGAACGCUGUGCUGCUCCAUACUUCACUUCUUGUCUUUCCAGUACGAGCUCAGGACCGCCGGUGGUCAACUUUAACAAGAUCGAGAACAGAGCUUUCUACCUCGCCCUCCAUCGCAACAUCGGAUUCUUAGGCAGAAGAGGUACAUGGAGAACAGCACUCGAAUGGUCCAAACUGCUCCUAGGAUUAGGUCAGGACGGGGAGGAUCACCAUGCAGCACUACUCUGGAUCGACUUCCUCGCCAUCAAGUCUCGCCAACACCGAUGGCUGUUAGAUCUCAUUCAGAGGCUUGACGAACAACGCUCACGUGCUAGUGGUCAAGGUGUCUCGCACGUAGACGGGCUCUCUGCCCCCGCCAAGACACCGAUCGACUCAACCGACAAGCAACUCGCCGCAGAAGGCUCCAACUACGCCGGCACCCUUGACUGGUGUGUAGGUCUUGCCUACUCACGUGCACUAGCCCUCCGAGCAGUCGAAAAAGAGGAAGGAGACAAAUCACACUCUAGAUCCAACGCUGCGCUUCGACUGGCGAUCGCACGCUUCCCCGCCGUUGUCCCACUACUUUGCAACAAAGCAGGUGUCGAUCUUCCGUCCAACAUUGCUGGUCAUCCUUUGUUCCAGCUCGAAUCGCGGUUUUCAGGUUCUAAGGAUACGCUUUCGGAUCUGUUGACGCACAUCUACGUUCUCCGUAGCGAGAGUCUGUGGAAAGAAGAAGGUUAUGCGCAAUGGCUUCGCAAGACUACCAUGGAUCUCGUCCCCACCCUGACUGCUGAUUUCGACCUGCCGGGGAAGCAACGCAAGACUCAACCCGCCGUUGCAUCGCAUAACACUCGACAGGGCAUCUACCGUCACGUCUUGGUAUCCGAUGUACCGGAUACUGUCCGACAGCAGCUCAUCGCGUAUUUGCCACCCAGUAUUACGGGCAGCAGUGAAGAGAUGGAUAGUUUCGAUCCUGUUCCGCCUCGAUCCAAGCCCAGCAGUGUGGAGGAAGGACUCGAAGCAAAAGUGCAGAAGGUGACCAGGUAUGACGAUGAGUACUUUGCUCCGAUCCUCGCGCACAACACUUCGUCCGGCGGUAGAGGUCUGAGAGGGAGUGCAGGAGCAGCAGGUGGAGAAGGGGGGGUAAUGGCAGCCUUCCGUAGAGCUCUCCAAGGUUUGGGAGGACUGCAAGGGUGGGAUGCAGCAAUGGAGAACAUGGACGAUGAGACGAGAGAGGAUGUGAUGGCUCAGAUCAUGGCGAUGACGCAACAGGCCGAAGGGGGGAUGCCUGGUGCGUUUGGCGAUGAAGGUGCAGAGGGUAGAGAAGGUGAAGAUGGGGAAAGAGGAGCGGGCGGCGGAGGAAUGGGAGCUUUUGAGGCUCUGAGAGGGGCUUUGGACGCUAUUUGGGGCGGUGGUGGACAAGCUCAGGCACAAGCUCACGUCCACGAGGAAGAGGACGAGAGCGAGGAAGAGCAGCAACGCCAUUAG
This is a messenger RNA of Ustilago hordei, 2553 nucleotides long. RefSeq lists its product as uncharacterized. NCBI's taxonomy places the organism in Eukaryota, Fungi, Basidiomycota, Ustilaginomycetes, Ustilaginales, Ustilaginaceae. Gene Ontology annotation, biological process: ribosome-associated ubiquitin-dependent protein catabolic process; rescue of stalled cytosolic ribosome. The transcript has a single exon. Gene Ontology annotation, cellular component: RQC complex. The coding region runs from base 1 to 2553 and encodes 850 amino acids. The record is from RefSeq and is a predicted model, not a curated record.